AUGGCGGCGCCGCCCGGCCCGCCUCACCCGCGCCAACGCCCCAUUGGCUAUCGCAGAUGUCAUCUUGAUAGCAGGGGCGGGGAUCGCCCGCCUGUGAGGGUUGGCGCCCUCGCGCCCCUGGCGAAGCCUACUGGCUCUGGGCGGGCUGAGAGGCGGGGCGAAGCGGCGGGGCGCGGCGCGAUUCGGGCACGGCAUAACCGCGUUGGGCGCCAUCUUGAGUAUGGGCAAGGGCCCCAGCGUGCACGUGGCGCUGUCCCCCGCAGCGCGGGCCGGCACCCACAGGAGCGGCUCACCGCCGCCGCCAUCUUGGAUACGGGCAGGGAAGCCGCCGGCGUCUGUCUGUUGCCAUCCCGAAAGAAGAGUUCUGCUGGAGACAGGAGCUGCAGUGAUGCCAGCUCACUUCACAUGGACCUCUCCAAACUCGUGACCUGGGCACACAGUCAUGGGGCCAUAUGCAACCAGGUCCCAGCUUUUGAAGGAGUGCAGGGCACAGGUCAUCCCAGGAAGGAAAGUUCUCUUCUGUGGAUGUGUGGGGCUGGCCAUGCUUAUUACUGGCCCUGUAGAAAACUGGAUGGCAGAAGCAAAGAAGUGAAUGCAGGUGUGAGGAAGAGAUCAGCAUCUUCUGAGACUUCAUCAGGGACAGCUAGUUCGGAUGAGAAGAGGUUGAGGAUGACUCCCUCUUUUGGGAGGGCCAAAGCAAGUGCUGAUAGCACAGGGUCAUGCAGCAGCAGCUCUCCAGGUGUCACUCAGAGAGGUGACACAGUCUGUGUAACACACACUGCAUCAGCAGCCAGAGAAGCCCAAACCAGGAGCAAACCUGUGAGGGCACACCUGGCAGCAGAGCACCACUUGCCAGUGUCCAGUGGUGAGGUCAAAGCUGGCAGGUGUGAGAUGAAGCUGGAGAGCCAGGAAAAUCUACAGAUGAUCUCUGAUGAGGAGCAGUGCUUUUCAGGUGAAGAGAUGGGAGACACAGGUAGCCAGAAUGUUCUGUUGGAAUGCCCAGAAGCUGUAACAGCUGCAGUAGAACUGCAGAGGUAUCCCAGCCAGAGGCUGGCAUUUGACAAGCCAACAGCUGCCCAAACAUCUGCCUUUGUCCCCACAGAAAAGCCACUCCUGCCUCCUGCCUCCAGCCCCAAAUCUUCUGUCCCCAUCAAACCAGAGAGCCUGGACAGCAGCAGCCUGCUGUUGGGUCCUCCUAAUCCUGAAUGGUCUGGGACUGACACUUGGAGAGCCAGAAAUUCCUCAGGGUCAGCGUCCCCUAAAGAACAUUUCAAACGGGUUGACGUCCCCAACGCUGAAGCAGAGGCCCAGUGUGAGUCACCUGCCUCUGUGGCAUUCUUUGCUUUUGAAGCCAUGGUGGAUGUCAAGCAUCAAAUCCAGCUGAGCCCUCCUGAGCAUGGCCCACCAGGGACCAGCUCAGAUGGGGCUGUUGCUGUGGAGGAGAGUGAACCCCAGGGAUCUGGGCCAGGAUCUCAUCCUUCCACCUCUAUGAGCCUCGGGAGCCAGGAUGCCAACCACCUGCCCACAUCCUCCAGCAAAAGUGUGUUGGACAAGGGUGAGAAAAAGAGAAGCCACAAAUAUAGGAACAUCAAAGUUCUCCAGGACUGGCUGCUUUCCCACCACCCCUCUGAAACUCGUGAGAUCUACCAGAUGCCACCUGAAGAGCUCAGCUCUUACCUGGCCUCGUUCUACAGCUCUGCAAAGAAGCAGAACGGCAACGACUUCUCCGCCAGCAGCCUGAACUUCUUCCAGCUCAGCACCGACCGCUACCUCAGGGAGCACAACUACAGCUACAGCGUGGUGAAAGGGGAGGAAUUCAGAGCAGCUCAGGAAGCCUUGAAGCUGAGGCAGAAGCAGCUGUCUGAGAAAGAGAGGGAGGGAGAGUGGAGCCUCGUGGAGAGGCUGACAGAGGAAGACUUGGCCACCCUUCGCCAGAAAGGGCUUUUAAGUACGAGGCAUCCUCAGGGCUUGCUGAGCCUCAUGCUCACAAACAUCAUCAGGGGGUUUGGGGCACAGGUGCACAGUCAGAGCCACUCUCUGUACUGGGGCCAGCUUGUGCUGACACAGGCUGAGGGGCAGCUGGAGUACCUGGAGUGGAGGGACAGCCUGAGCACAGAGCCCAGCACGGAGGAGCCACGGCCCUGCCUCACGGCCAGGCCCCACAGCCCUGCUGGCUGCCCCGUGCAGGAUUACAAGGAGUAUGCCAAGAGGCGGCCUCUGGACAUGCUCCACGACUGUGACCCUCUCUACCUCACCCCCAAGUCUCUGUGCUUCAUAUGGGACCAAGCAUGGUUCUGCAGUAAGUCACUGAGCAAAGCCAACCUGGAGAAGCUCUUGAAAGUUAUCGUUGAGCAAGUCAGGCGGCCUGGGAAGAAGCAGAAGAAGUGA
Messenger RNA from Indicator indicator, 2388 nucleotides. RefSeq lists its product as uncharacterized. The record is from RefSeq and is a predicted model, not a curated record. Lineage: Eukaryota; Metazoa; Chordata; Aves; Piciformes; Indicatoridae. The transcript has 4 exons. Bases 1 to 2388 code for a protein of 795 amino acids.